GUUAGGCUUAAUAUUCCAAGGGCACAUUCUACUUACUCUGCGCCGUUGUGCACCAGAAAAUCUAGAUAUUCCGUACUGGUUUUCAGAAACAAAACUUGCUUAUUGAAAAAUUUUGUUCAGUAUAUUGUAAAACUGAAUGAGAACAAACUCGAUAAUAAUGCAUAUGACGCUUUUUGCAACGCGCUAGUGCAAAUAGUUAUAUAG
Funneliformis mosseae is the source of this 204-nucleotide messenger RNA. The record is from the annotation of a GenBank genome assembly. Lineage: Eukaryota; Fungi; Glomeromycota; Glomeromycetes; Glomerales; Glomeraceae.